Messenger RNA from Labrus bergylta (ballan wrasse), 1387 nucleotides. Lineage: Eukaryota; Metazoa; Chordata; Actinopteri; Labriformes; Labridae. The record is from RefSeq and is a predicted model, not a curated record.
UUGAACCGCAAUGCAUUAAAGUAUAUUACUUGGAUAGUGACCAUCAGUUGUGUACUACUUUUCACAAUGCAUUGUGGGAUACAAUGACUGGACCAUACAGGGUACGAUUAUGCUCAAUCAGAAUUCGGUCAUUGCUGCAAAGUGGUGUGUCCCUUGUUCUUGGGUUUAACCAUGUAGUGGUUUAUUCCUGUAACUCAUACAUCAGCUGCCUGUACCUACUAUUUUUAAAUGUACUCUUACAAUGUGAUGUGCAUUGUGUGUGUCAUUGCCCAAGGAGACCACAUGAGGGAGGUAGCGUGCCAGCGCUCAUCUCUGUCAAUACUCAUUUGUUUGUUGUCUCCAGGUCUAAGUCUAUUUACCAUUAUAGUACACUAAAUAGUGAAUGAGUUCAGACAGCCUGAAUAUUUAUGUCUGUCCAAAUUAGGAGGAAACACUCUACCUCUGCAUCGGACUAACAUGAACCCUUUGCCGCGAUUGUUUGAAUUGAGGAACAGUUGCAUCUAAAAGGCUCUAGAUCACGUCCACGCAAUGCUUAUGCUCAUGCAUGAGCAACCAUAAUUACAUCGUCUGUUCAUCAGUAUGUUGUUCUCCACUCGUUUGUUGACAUUGUGAUUCUGUUGAACUACACGUAGCAUUGAUUUAAAGGCAAAUAUUCUCAUCAUAUAGCGGACACUGUGGCUCCGUCCGCUACUUCCUCGUCUUUUUUUAAAGUCAUGUCUUACCUCAGGACCAUGGCCCUUUAUGAACCUUUUAUUCCAUUUCUACUUAUAUUUGUUUAUAUUUUUUCCACACAGAACACAGUCUAUGAAGGAGUCUAUCAUGCUGAGCAUCCAAACAUCGUUACCUUCUGGGAGGUGUUUGAGAAACUGACAGCCGAGGAUAAGAAGAAAUUCCUUUUGUUUCUCACCGGCUUCGACCGCCUUCCCUUCCUGGGUAUGGAGAGCAUCAGGAUGAGAGUCGAUGUCCUUCCUGAUUCCAAUGAGACCCAUCGGCCAGAGUCGCACACCUGCUAUAGUUUGCUACGACUGCCCCUCUACCGGACGAACCCGAUCAAGGAGAGGAUGCAGACCAAGCUCCUGCAGGCUAUUCGUCACAAAGGGGGCUUCGGGAAAAAAGACACUGCGGAAUAAAGUUAUGAAGGCUUAUUUUAAAAGAUUGCACAUAUUUGACAGUUCUUGUUUUUAUUUCUUAAACCUGCCAAAUGAAACAUCUUUAUUUUAUACUAUUUAAAGAUACACUAAGUUAAAUUAAUACUCUAGAGAGGUUUGACAGUAUCAUGUUUUCUUUUGGUUCUUGUCUUGAUUUUUAAUCUCUUUCAAAACUUUCUGGUUUUACAUGUUAAAUUGUUGGAGAAUAAGAUGUACAUAAAGUCACUGCUUCAUCUCUG